AUGGUUGAGGGUGGCAUGAAAUGCGUGAAGUACCUGCUGUUUGUAUUUAACUUGAUUUUUGUGAUUGCUGGAAUUGGCUUGAUUGCAGCAGGAGCUUAUGUUAAAGUCAAGCUUGAAGAAUAUCAUGACUUCUUUGGAAGUGAUUUCAUGGGACCUGGAAUACUUUUAAUAAUAGUUGGUGUGAUAAUUUUCCUGCUGGCUUUCUUUGGAUGUUGUGGAGCCAUCAAAGAAAAUUAUUGCCUCACUCUGACAUUUGCAGUGUUCUUGGGCAUCGUAUUCAUCUUGGAGAUUGCUGGAGGCAUUGCUGGCUAUGUUCUUAGGAACGAAAUUGAAAACACAGUUGAUAGCAAACUGAAUGCAACUCUGAGCCGCUUUAAUAGCUCUGAAGGUAUCAAGAGAACUUGGGAUAGACUGCAGCACGAGUUCAAGUGCUGCGGUGUUACAAACAGUACUAACUGGAGAGAGAACUAUGUUGAAACACCACAAUCCUGCUGUAUUAAAGAGCCGUGUAAUACAAAUGUAACUAGUGAUAUUUAUACUGAGGGUUGCGCUACUAAAUUUGAAGACUGGCUCCAGGACCAAGUGGCUAUCAUAGGAGGUGUCGGCAUAGGCUUUGCAUUUGUCCAGAUUAUUGGCAUUUUGUUUGCCUGCUGCCUAGCUCGAGCAAUCAGGAAGGAAUAUGAAGUGGUGUAA
Molecule: messenger RNA, 693 nt
Organism: Candidula unifasciata
Lineage: Eukaryota; Metazoa; Mollusca; Gastropoda; Stylommatophora; Geomitridae
Source: the annotation of a GenBank genome assembly